Messenger RNA from Triplophysa rosa, 1056 nucleotides. RefSeq lists its product as uncharacterized. The coding region runs from base 89 to 703 and encodes 204 amino acids. NCBI's taxonomy places the organism in Eukaryota, Metazoa, Chordata, Actinopteri, Cypriniformes, Nemacheilidae. The transcript has 2 exons. The record is from RefSeq and is a predicted model, not a curated record.
ACACUUUAAAUACAGAUAUUAAAAGUGCUUGACAGAAGCAAAACAUUCAGACACCGCUCCAACAAACACCCUGCUGAGACCCCCAAUAAUGUCUGGAAAGUGGCAGUUGACCUACCAUGAACAUGACGACAGUGAUGAAGAAGCCGACAUUCACGCCAAACAAGGAAAACACCCGACGGAUGAGUCAAGUGACCUCGAUGAGGAAUUAGUUCAGGAAGAAACAUGCGAAGCUAAGCAAGGAUCAAAAUGUGCUUCAGCUUCUGGAUUACUAGACAUAAUUAACACGUAUGACAGAAAAGCAGGUGCCAGUGCAGAAGGUUCAUUUGCUAAUUGUGACAAUUAUGCAGUAAGUUUCGAAAACAAACCAGGAAAAAGAAUCCCCAAAGCUGGAAUCCAUGCAGAAGCAGGAGUGGGUCGAGCUCGUGCUGAAUACAGCAUCUUUGAGGCAGAAGCCAGAGGCCCAAAUGCUUCCUUUGGUGCUGAAGCAAGUGUGACUAAAGUCGGAGCGUUGGCUCGAGCUGAACUUGCCAGCGCAUCUGCCAAAGCCGGUCCACUUCAUCUGAAGGCGGGUGUUGCACUUGAUACGGGUGUAUCCGCUGGCCUCGGUGGAGUGGAGGUCAAAUUCCUGGGAACUGGAUUCUCAAUCGGUCCAAAAAUGGGCAUUUCUUUGUUUGGUUCAGAAAUCUCAUUUUCAUUCCUGUAGACAUGCAGAUGUUCACAAAAUAAUUAUAUUUUAAAGAUAUAACAUUAUCCAGUUUACGUGAUCCAGAAUUCGCUUCAAAAACAAUAUUAUACUUUAACAAUUUGAAGAAAAUUAAUGUUUGAGGUUGUAUUAUUCUAUGAUUGUCAGAGUUUGCAUUAAUCUAAAAAUAAAUAUUUGUAUUUGAUUAUGUAUGUUUUGCUUUUCUGUUUUGUCUUUUUCCUUUUCUGUAAGAUAAUGAAAAGUUGCACGUAAAUGUUAUACGUGUGUUUGUGGUGUGUUUUAUGGCAGCAUAAUAAUAAAAUCAUGUGCUUAAUGUUGAAAAAAUAAAUAAAAACUGCCUGAUAAUGGCAAAA